CUCUGAUUGGGUGAAGACAACAGUCUCAGAUCAAAGAAAAAAUGUCGUUCAAAAUAUUGGCAGUGGUUUUAAUUGUUUCGACAAUGUACGUGAUGUGCGUGACAGGACAUGGUCACGCUCAUUCAUUCCAACAUUUUCAUGGACCAGUGAUUGGUGAGGAUAAAGAAGUGACAUAUACUGACAAGCAUGGACAUCAUCAUUACGAUUAUGUUGGUCAUCCUCACUACAAGUUUUCAUAUGGCGUUAAGGAUCCUCACACUGGUGAUCAUCAUGGACAGAAAGAACAUCGUGAUGGCAAAGAGGUUCAUGGUGAAUAUUCUGUUCAAGAGCCAGGUGGAAAUUUACGAACAGUAAAAUAUUACGCAGAUAAAAGUGGUUUUCAUGCUCAUGUUCACAAUAGCCAUGGAAAUAACCACAAUGGUGGCAGUAGUGGUGAUAAUUAAAAAUAAUUAUCUUUGUUUUUAUUGUUUAUGUUAUUAUUUUUUAGUUGUUUUUUCUUCUUUUAUUCACAUCAUAUCAUUUUUAUG
Aphidius gifuensis is the source of this 527-nucleotide messenger RNA. RefSeq names its product cuticle protein 7-like. The record is from RefSeq and is a predicted model, not a curated record. Gene Ontology annotation, cellular component: extracellular matrix. Bases 42 to 443 code for a protein of 133 amino acids. The transcript is spliced from 3 exons. Lineage: Eukaryota; Metazoa; Arthropoda; Insecta; Hymenoptera; Braconidae.